This is a messenger RNA of Panonychus citri (citrus red mite), 2567 nucleotides long. RefSeq names its product tachykinin-like peptides receptor 86C. Gene Ontology annotation, cellular component: plasma membrane. The record is from RefSeq and is a predicted model, not a curated record. NCBI's taxonomy places the organism in Eukaryota, Metazoa, Arthropoda, Arachnida, Trombidiformes, Tetranychidae. Gene Ontology annotation, molecular function: tachykinin receptor activity. The coding region runs from base 396 to 2339 and encodes 647 amino acids. The transcript has 4 exons. Gene Ontology annotation, biological process: G protein-coupled receptor signaling pathway.
AUUGAGAAGUUACAAAGAUAAUUUCGUUAUAAACCUCGUUCGUUGUGUUCAUAUCUUCAAAAGUAUCAACUGAUAUACUAUUUAAUUUAUCAUAAGUAUCAAAUCAUCUUCAUCUUCAUCAUCAUAAUCAUCCUCAUCUCUUGAUGACAACAUGAUGAUAACAAGAAAACGAUAUUUCAAAUUCAUCAGUUUGAAUUGAGAAGUGAGAAGAGGAAAAACUUUUUUUUUUCUUUCGCUGGAAACAUGAGAUGAUCAUCACCAAUUCCAAAUGAUUAACAAUUAAUUUUAUCCAAAGUGUUACUCAGAUAUUAAUUUAGUUAAUUGUUCAUUUAAAUUGUUGUUGUUACUGUUUUUCUUUUUGUGUUUCUUUGUGUUGGUUAAUAGGUAAUCAUCAAAUGGAGAUUACAUCAAUGAUCAAUUCAUCAAUGAUUCCAAUUGUAAGAGAUUUCAAAAGUCUCUGUGAUCUUGAGGUGGUUACCCAAGUGUCUUCACCUUCAACCCCUUCACCUUUAGCAUCUCCAUUAGUGUCUAUCGCAUCAUCAUUAACAACAACAUCCUUUGAGUAUAUUGAUUUGAUCACAUUUCUAAACAAAUCUGACCUUGAAAGCAUUUUCGACCUUUGUAAUGACACAACAUUGGUAACCGAUCCAUCCUCAUCCUUUGCCUCAUCAGUUGCCACCUCAAUAACUGGUUCAUCAUCAUCAACCUUUUCUUCAUACCAUUCAUCUUCCUCAUCAUCAUCAUCUGCCUCUUCAUCCUCUUCACCAUCAUCAUCUUCAUCCUCUUCUUCCUCAUCCUUUGGUACCCGGAAAUUUGUACCCGACCUUCCGGUCCAAGUAAUUUGGUCCAUUGUUUUCGGCUUGAUGAUUCUUGUCGCUAUGGUGGGUAACACAACGGUCAUUUGGAUUGUAACUGGUCAUCGGAAGAUGCGAACCGUAACCAAUGUUUUCCUACUCAACUUGACCAUCGCCGAUCUCAUAAUGGCCACUUUCAAUGGCGUUUUCAACUUUGUCUACAUGCUACACUCCCAUUGGCCUUUCGGUCAAACUUAUUGUAAGAUAAACAAUUUUAUCGCCAAUGUAACUGUGGCCUCAUCCGUUUUCACCAUAACUGCAACAUCCAUCGACAGGUACAUUGCUGUUGUCCAUCCAUUGAAACCUCGGAUGACCAAACAUCGGGUCAUGUUGAUUAUCAUUAUGGUUUGGUCAUUUGCGGCAUUAUUAUCACUUCCCAAUCUACUUUACUCGAGGCUAUUUACAAUUCCGUUUCAGGACGGCGGGUAUCGAGUCGUUUGUAUCCUGGUUUGGCCUGAUGGAUACGCGGGACAAUCAACAUCCGAUUACCUAUAUAAUUUAACCUUCUUAAUGAUAACCUAUGUGAUACCAAUGAUUUCCCUGGUGAUAACUUAUUCAUUAAUGUCUCGAGUUCUUUGGGGCAGUAAGGGUAUCGGCGAGGAGACCGACAUUCAACGGGAAUCAAUUCGAUCAAAGCAAAAAGUGGCCCGAAUGUUAAUAGCACUGGUCAUCCUGUUCGCUAUCUGUUGGCUACCCUAUCAUGCUUAUUUCCUUUAUUCAUAUCAUUAUCCACAUAUAAAUCAAUCGGUUAUCAUUCAACAUAUUUUCCUUUUCUCUUAUUGGCUGGCAAUGUCCAAUUCCAUGUAUAAUCCACUCAUCUACUAUUGGAUGAAUAAAAGAUUUCGAAGCUACUUUGCGUCCAUUUUUUGUUUCUUGGCUCGAAAUCGACUGAAAAAACAAUCAAGUUACAAUGUGAAAACUGACCUGUCAUCAAAUGGUUUCAAUCAACAUGGUGCAACAUCAACUGGUCAUCAUUAUCGUCGAGCUACCGUCCAAACAAGUAACCACUUUGAGCUCCAUCAACGUAACAACAACAACAACAACAACAGUUCAGAUAAUCAAACUGAUUCACCAACAUUAUUAAGUAAUUGUUAUGAUAAUCAAACGAGGAAAGGAGGAUCACCACCCGAAUCAAGUACAACAACAACAACAAUUAAACAAUCAACCAACGGAUAUUCAUCACAAUCAACUCAAUUAAAAGCGAGCGAUUCAUCAUCGUUACCUUUAUUGUUGAAUAAUAAUAACAAUAUGAAUUUAAUUUACUCAGGUAAAAGUUUAAUAUCAACUGACCAUAACUAUGGACAAGGUCAAGGGAAUGAUUCAUUUAAUUAUGAUAAUUUAUCGGUAAAAGUUAAUCAACAAUCACCGAUAACACAAAUUGUUGAUUCUAAUAAUAAAAUUAACGGUAACUCAGGUACUUCUAAUGUUACAAAUACUACCAAUUCUGCUGCUGCUCAUGAUUGUAAUCAAUUGUUGACUUGUUAAUUAAGUAAAAAGAGAAACAAUUAAACAUUCAAAGGAAGAGGAUAAUUAUUAUUACCAAUUUUCACACUUAAAUUACUUAAAUCAAAUCUAAUUGAAAUGAAACAAAUUAAUCUUUUUCUAUCUUGAAAGUUGCAUCUCUCUCCAAUUAAUUACUCAUUAAUUACGUUACCAAGACACAAUCAAUGGCGAUUAUUAUUUAAUUAACUCACCUUUGAAAAAAAAACAAAA